AAUGAAACUGAUGCGAAGUUCUCUGGAUAUACCUAUAGCACAGCAGCCAGGAACAAUCUCUCUACGGAAGAACUCGUCACCACCUUGGGCAGUGCAGUCACCACACUGCCAAAACAUGCAGUUCAGGUUAUCCGUCACGUGUGGAACGAGCAGGGCGAGUCCAUCAGUGUGUCAGAAGAUGCAGGAAGUGUGGCCGCAGUGGGGCAGUUUGUAGAUAUGAAAUGGAAACUGGGAGUUGCAAUGAGCUCUGACACCUGCAGGUCUCUGAAGUAUCCCUAUGUUACAGUGACACUCAAAGUGGCAGAGCCUUCAGGACAGCUAACAGAGAAAUCUUUUGAAAUGACGAUCCCACAGUUCAAGAACUUCUUCAGACAGUUCAAGGAAAUGGCAGCUGUAAUUGAAACAAUUUGA
This is a messenger RNA of Acanthisitta chloris (rifleman), 411 nucleotides long. It is a transcript of the gene COMMD6, whose product is annotated as COMM domain containing 6. Gene Ontology annotation, molecular function: NF-kappaB binding. Lineage: Eukaryota; Metazoa; Chordata; Aves; Passeriformes; Acanthisittidae. The transcript has 3 exons. The annotation marks the transcript as partial. The record is from RefSeq and is a predicted model, not a curated record.